AUGCAGGGCGCCGUGGAGCUCCGUUCGGCCCUCCAAGCCCUGUACUGUUCCACCGACAGCGAGGAGCGCCACGCCGCCGACCUGUGGCUGCGCGGCUUCAGCGCCCAGGACGGCGCGUGGCAGCUGCUGGCCGAGCUGCUGGCUGACCCUGCCGGCGCCCAGCACGUAUCUGCACGCUUCUUCGCGGCAACCUCCUUGCGGCACUGCUGCCAGCGGCAGCCGGGCGUGGUGCAACCCGCAGCCCUGGCCUCGCUGGCGCCACUGUUGGUGCAGCAGCUGGCGGCCGCCGCCGCCGCGGGCUGCUGGCACACCCGCAAUCAGCUGGCGGCAGCGCUGGCCACGGUGGCGGUGCGGGCGCCCGCCUGGCCGGAGGCCGAAGUGCUGCCGCAGCUGAUGGCGCUGGCCCAGGGAGCGCUGCAGGGCAGCGGCAGCGGCGGCGGUGAGUGGCAGCAGCUGGCGCUGCUGCGCCUGCUGUCGGCGCUCGCGGAGGCGGCUUGCAGCAAAGACGUCGGCAUGCACCCGCAGCGCAGGGCGGCGCUGACGGCCGCCCUGGCUGCCGCCUCGCAGCCAUUGGAUACUGUGAAGCAGGCACUGGCACCUGGCAGCACGCCCGCUGUCCAGGUUGCUGCCUUGCAGCUGCUGCAAGCUUGGUGCGCCCUGGGUCAGCCCCCCGCCGGGGCAGAGGACAGCACGGCCCUGUGGCAGCAGCUGCACGCAGCGGCGCUCCACCCGGAGAUGGGCGGCCCAGCAGCAGAGGCGCUGGCUGCCCUGUAUGCCGCCUGCCAGGCAGGCUACAGCGGCGCCGCGAGCGACAGCCCACAGCUGGCCCGGCGCCGGCACCAGCUGCUCGGCGUGCUGCUCAGCCUGCUGCCAGGCUGGGCGGCGGAGCUGCAGCAGGCGCUGGCGCAGGCCCAGCAGCCGCACCAGCAGGCGCGCCUGCUCUUUGCCGCGCUGACGGUCCUGGGUGCAGCGGCCAGGGCUGCGGACAGCCAGGCCGGCACGUUGCCCGCCCCGGCAGCGGCAGCGGCAGCCGAGGCUGUGCACCUGGCGGCAGAGGUGGCCCUGGCAUCCCUGCAGCACCCUCAGCUGGAGGUCACUUUGGCGGCUCUGCAGCUGUGGGACGAGCAGCUGGAGAGGUGGAAAGGGAGCGGCGCCGCUGCCUCUGGAGCAGCCCACAGCGGGGCAGCCGCAGGCGCCUGCACCCUGCAGCAGCGCUCGGCGCUGCUGGCUCAGCUCUGCGGCGCCCUGCUGCAGCGCAUGGCGCUGCCUGCGGACCUGCCUGCCGCGGUGUGCACCGCAGAUGCCCGCGACCUGCCUGACGGUGUGCAGAAGCUGCAGGUGCGGCGUGAGGUUGGCGACACGUUUCGAGCGGCGGCAGACUGCCUGGGCCCGCGUCAGACGCGGCAGCAGCUGCUGCAGCUGGCGGGCGAGGCGGCGGUGGCGGGCGCCCCGCUGCAGCAGGAGUGCUGCCUCUACGCUGCGAACCUCAUCUGGGGCAGGCAGCGCAGCCCGGAGGCGCACGAGGCGGCAGAGGAGGUGCGGCAGGCUGCCGCGGCGGUGGCAGCAGCGCUGCGCCCCGCCACGCCCAAGCUGGCUGGCACGGCGCUCACUCUGCUGGGCGGCAUGGCGGAGCAGCUGCCGGCCUUGGUGCAGCGGGAGGCGGUGGUGAAGGGGCCGAAUGGGAGGCAGCAGGGCAGCGGGCUGCUGGCUCGCUUGCUGGAGGUGCUGCUCCAGCUGGUGCAGCUUCCCAGCGACGAGAAGCUGAGCCGCAAUGCCGCCACUUGCUGCUACCGCCUGACCGGCAGCCGCCAGCUGGCGGCGGCGCUGGCGGCGCAGCACCCCGGCUGGGGCGAGGCGCUGUGCGGCUGCUUUGCGGCUGCGGGGGGCAUGCACCAGCGGCCGCAAGAAGGCGAAGACCUGUCCACGGCUCAGUUCCUUCUGGUGACCAUCUGCCGCCUGUCGGCAGCAGCGGCAGGCGAGGCAGGGGGUGCGCCGCACUCGCAGCAGUGCGCCGCGCUGCUGAGGCAGCUGCUGGGCCAGAUGGCUGCGGCAGCGGAUGCGGCGCUCGACGCGGCGGCUGCGGCGCCACCUGGCGGCGCGCAGCACCAGCGCCAGCUGGAGCAGGCGGCGCUGCAGGUGGAGUCGAUUGCGGUGGCGAUAGAGGCGGUAGCUAACUCUUGCAGUAGUGCCGCUCAGGGGGACCGAGGCGGGGCCGCGGGGCUGCAGUAUCUGCCUGUCCUUCUGACCAGCAUUGAGAGAGUGCUGAGGAGGGUGGCAGCAGCGGGCUGCGCGGCUCAGCAGGUGCCCGACCCCGGCAGGGGCCAGCCGCGGCAGCCGCAGCAGCACCUGCUGCACCAUCUGGCAGCGGCCGUGGCGCCCACGCCCGCUGCCGGCACGGGGCUGGACCUCUUGCACCCGCUUGUCGCCGCCCCGCAGCACCCCUGCGUCUUGCAGACGCUUGCCCAGCUUGCAUCCAGCCGCCUGGGCGGCGGCAGCAGUAGCAGUGGCAGCGGGCCCUCGCAGCAGCUGCAGGCGGCGGCGCGCUCCAGCCUCCAGGCGGCAGCGGUUGAGCACGGCAGCGACCCCGACUGGCAGCCCGCCAUCUUGGCGCUGGGAGAGAGCUGCGUGCGCUGGCUGCCAGCCGUGGCGGCGGAUGGCGCCACGCUGGACGCGCUGCUGUGCACGGCGCAGCACAGCAUGCGCUCCUUCCAUCGGGAGGCUUGCGAGCGGGCGGUCCAGUUUGCUGAGGCCCUGUGCUGCGUGGGCUGCCCUCCCCGGCACAGCCGCGCCGACGGCGCCUCCGCCGCGCCCUCCCCACCGCAUGCCACCCAGCCGCCUGCUGCUGCUGCUGCCGCUGCGGCGGCGGCCCACCAGCACCUGCGCCGGUGUUUGGACGCGGGCCUGGGCAGCCAGCUGGUGCUGGGCCUGCUGUUGGCGGCCUCUGGCACCAUGCCGGCGUAUAUGAUGGCGCCUGUGGCAGAAGUCUUGCACCGCACAUGGCAGGCGGUGGGCACCGACAGGUUUGACGCCUGGCUGCGCGAGGCGGCGCUGCAGCUGGCAGGCGGGGGCGAGGCGCCCUGGCGGCGGUGGAAGGCCGAGGCGCAGGCGGCGGCGCUGCGUGAGCUGCUGGCUGAGCCCUGCCUGCACGACGCCCGCCGCUUCAAGCGCCUGCUCAAGGUGUUUUGUGGCGGCAAGAAGAAGGGCCGGGUCGGGGACCCGCCUGCCAGGGGCGGCGGAUGA
Molecule: messenger RNA, 3240 nt
Organism: Chlorella variabilis
Lineage: Eukaryota; Viridiplantae; Chlorophyta; Trebouxiophyceae; Chlorellales; Chlorellaceae
Exons: 5
Coding region: 1-3240 (1079 amino acids)
Biological process (GO): protein import into nucleus
Cellular component (GO): nuclear membrane; cytoplasm
Source: RefSeq, a predicted model, not a curated record